Acanthosepion pharaonis is the source of this 627-nucleotide messenger RNA. NCBI's taxonomy places the organism in Eukaryota, Metazoa, Mollusca, Cephalopoda, Sepiida, Sepiidae. The record is from the annotation of a GenBank genome assembly.
AUGACAUGUAGCGAUAAUAAACAAAAUAUUUUUAAAGAUCUAUCUAUCUAUCUAUCUAUCUAUCUAUCUAUCUACUGCAUGACAGUCUACUUCGAUAUAUCUAUAUAUCUAUCUUACUUAUUCGUUAUUUUUGUGAGCUUUUAUUUUCAUUCAUUCAUUCUCGCGCCUAUCAUUUUUUGCUUGUUCUUUCUUUCAUUCGUUCAUUCAUUCUCUUUCUCCGCCUCCUCCUCCUCCUCCUCCUCCUUCUUCUUCUUCUUCUUCUUCUUCUUCUUCUUCUUCUUCUUCUUCUUCUUCUUCUUCUUUCACUCCUCCCAUAUUUCUCUCUUCUUUUUGCACACGGCAAAGCACACACAUUUUCAAAAACUACAGCGCACACUCUCCUUUUCAUAUCUCUGUAAAAAUACAGGCUCCAUUUUUUCUCUUUCUUGUUUUCUCUUUUUCUUUUCUUUCUUCACUUCUUUUCUUUUUUCGUUUUCCUUGUUUUCCAAUUCUUUAAUCUCUGUCUCUCUCGCUUCGAAUAUCACUCUUUCUUCGUUGGUUCAUGAUCUUAUUCAUUCUACAUUCCUUCUUAACCGUAUUCUCCUUCAUUCAUUCUUCCCUCUCAUUAUUUCUCUCUUUCUGUCAUGA